UUUGGACUUCAGUCCUGCUGAUCUAAUAAAACAUCACCAUCAUAACASAGAAAGUAAAAGGAUCUUUGGUCCCUGCCACUUGCAAUUGCUGACCAUCCAGGAGGAAUUAAACAACAAAAAGUCAGAACUGGAACAAGCAAAGGAAGAGCAGUCCCACACACAAGCUUUACUAAAAGUCCUCCAGGAGCAAUUAAAAGGUACCAAGGAAUUGGUGGAGACCAAUGGCCAUAGCCAUGAGGAUGCAAAUGAAAUCAAUGUGUUGACAGUUGCAUUAGUCAACCAAGAUCGAGAGAACAAUAUUGAGAAAAGAAGCCAAGGCUUAAAAUCAGAGAAAGAAGCUCUUCUAAUAGGCAUCAUAUCAACAUUUCUUCACGUCCAUCCUUUUGGAGCCAAUAUAGAAUAUCUUUGGUCAUACAUGCAGCAGCUGGACUCCAAGAUAUCCGCCAAYGAAAUCGAAAUGCUUUUGAUGAGGCUGCCACGCAUGUUCAAGCAGGAAUUCACGGGCGUGGGAGCAACACUGGAAAAGAGAUGGAAGUUGUGUGCCUUUGAAGGAAUUAAAACUACCUAACUGUGAAGAGCAGGRAAUCUCGGGAAUUGAAACCCACUGAACGCGGCCAGGGCUGUGCAGCGUGAGAGCCAGAGGGCCAGGCUGUCCAGCACCGGACCUGUGCCGAGCCAGCAAAGCCUGACUUGAGUUCCAUCUGUGGCGUUCUCUUGUGAGUGGAAAUGUAAUCGUGUACCAGUUCCUUAAACUAAACAAAGCUUCAUACUGUGACAGAUCUGUUUCCUCUGAAAACCAAACAAUGAUUCCACAAUCAUAAUGAUGGCAAAAUCUUAAAAUAGGCUACAUUUGAGAAUAGCUCACCAAGCAAAAUAUUUAAAGUUAAUGAUGGUGUAGCGAUGGUGGUUGCUAGGCUACAGAGUUGUGUAUGUAAUGUAUAGCUGAAAUCAUUAAAUGACAUUUUCCUGAAAGUCAAUCUUCCUGUUUUAGUUUAAAAAAAAAAAACAAAAAAAAAACAAGAAAAAAGUAAUUUUGCAGUGAGAAAAAAAACCAUACCAAAAGAAAACUUGAAUAUGUGUUUGAACAGUUAUUGUAUUUUAUAAAUUAAGUUAUAUGCUAUUCCAGGGACUUUUGCCUUAUUGAAGAGGCAGAAACGAUGAUUGGACUCCUUGAGAAUGCUUUAUCAAGAAUAUUAUUUUUCUAAUGUAACAAUUCUCCAUCAUAAGUUCUUUUAACAUGGGCUGCUUAACAAUUUUCAUAAAAUGUAAAUAAAGGGAAAACUAGUGCUACUGUCUUGUACUUGGUAUGUAACAUUCAGGUUUAUGCAUCAAAAUAAACAUUCAGUAAAUAUUCCUGUUACAAAUUUUAUAGCAAAGAUAUUAAUUUUUUUCAAUAAAUAUGACUUCUACC
Molecule: messenger RNA, 1411 nt
Organism: Urocitellus parryii (Arctic ground squirrel)
Lineage: Eukaryota; Metazoa; Chordata; Mammalia; Rodentia; Sciuridae
Source: RefSeq, a predicted model, not a curated record